CUAAUGUGCAGUUCAAUCUGAAAAGGAAAUUGAUAUGCGUACGACCAAGUGAUACGACUUGUGUACGACUAAAUUAAUCAACGGCUGCAAUGCCACUCUUUUGAUUAAUCAAUGAUCGCAUGCUUUUAGUUGUACGCAAGUCGUAUAAAUUGAUCGUAAGUAUAGCAACGCCGAUCUGAAAAAUACAGUUCGUUCGCUCCUAAUUAAGAUGGUAAAUUAGAGCUCUGGGUGAUCUUGCGGAUUGAGAUUGUAAACCAAAUGCCCAUUCGUUAAGCACUUAAGUUUAUGCAUAUUUUCAUCAGUCUGAAACUAGUCAUUUAUGUGGAAGUCAAACCGGUCGUUUUCUCCCUGUGAAUAUAUUCAUUAAGAAUCCAUGGGCUUCACCACAGGGGAGGGGAGUGCCCAUGAUCAAUUGAUCAUACGCAUCUUACCUGCGAGAUUAGUCAAGGACUCAAGGGCAAGAAGACAGAGACGAGUCACCGGCCACCACAGAAAAGUAGUAAAACGAAAGGAAAUAUCGACCUUUCCAUUGCAAAAAGAAAAGCUCAAUUAGGAUUCUGCUAUUAUGUUUUAGUGUCUCAUAGUGUCAGUCGGGCAGUCAUUGAUACAUGCAGGGCAAAUGCUAGGCAAGAGCAUGCUUAUUUAGUUAUUUUUUCUUAAUGACAAACACGACCAUUGAUAUUUUUUUCAGAGAGAUGCAACUUGACUUAAUAUGGUUGGUUUCUGAUCUUACUUCCCCCUGGAUUAAGCUUGUGCAUACACCCCACCCUAGCCAAUACCAACAAACUUGUCCAUAAGUGAUAAGUAUUGCAGUAUUUACCAUUAAAAAUCGACAACUUCUUUUCUCUCUACCUUUUUUUUUUAAGUAUUUGAUGUGGUCUACCUUCUAUUUAUUGUUAAAAAGGGACAGCCCAGGCUGCAACCCUGUGACCUAUUUAACAUUCAAUCUUCUUUCUUCACCUCCUCCAUGACGCAAAUUUUCCAUUCUAGUUGAUAGCUGUAUUGACACGGUCUAUCUUUUCUUCUUAAAGGCUAAUGCCAAAGACAAUGUUUUACCUUCUUCUCCUGCUGUCGCUUCUCUUCCUCACACAGACAUCUGCAUCCUCUGUUUAUUCUAUGGAAUCAAGCACCUCCAAUUGCUCCAAUGUUUCCAUCCCUUAUCCUUUUGGUAUUGUUGGUGGGAACCCCGCCCCCGCCCAAGGGUUCGAGAUCACCUGUCCCUUGUACGGCUCCGGUCCUAGGAUCCGCAUUAACAAUGUCAUGUUUGGGAUUAUUAACAUCUCAUUGCUGGAUGGUUUUGUAACCAUCUCGGCCAAUGCCACUUCUCAGCAAUGCAAGAGGAACUCUAGCUUCAGCCUGGAAGGGACCAACUUCACAUUCUCGGAUACAAGAAACAAAUUCACAGCUGUGGGUUGUGAUAUGGUAGCCAUGCUAUUGAACGGUAGCCACGGUAGCCGUGGGUAUAGCGGUGGCUGUGCUUCGUUUUGCUCCGCCAAGAGCGAUAUAGUUGAUGGUGCGUGCUCUGGUGUGGCUUGUUGCCAAGCAUCGGUGCCGAAGGGGUUAAAGAGGCUCGAAUCGGAGUUUACUAGCAUAACUGGACAACUCAGCAGGCACAACAGGGUCAAUAAUACUCCAGCAUGUGGCGAGGCUUUCAUCGUGGAGCAGAACUCCUAUGCUUUCUCCAGGGGUGAUCUAAGCAACACAAACAGAGACAACCCUCUAUACCGCCCUGUUGUUCUUGAGUGGUCCAUAUAUGGUGGCAACUGCGAGGAGGCAAGACGCUCUUCAUCAUAUGCCUGCAAGGAGAAUUCUGACUGUUAUAACUCAUCGAAUGGAAUUGGAUAUCGCUGCAAUUGCACCGAUGGGUUUCACGGGAACCCAUACUUGCAAGGUCCUGAUGGAUGCCAAGAUAUUGAUGAAUGCACCAUGAAGAGUCCAUGCAUGCAUGAGUGCCUCAACACGAAAGGGAAUUUCCGCUGCAAGUGCCCAGCAGGGAUGACAGGUGAUGGCCUAAAGGAGGGCAGUGGCUGCAAUGGAACUGGUACAAUGGUUAUUGCAAUAGUUACUGGACUAGCUUUGCUACCACUUCUCCUUAUUUUCAUGUUCUGGACUUACUGGCUUGUUAAGAAGAGAAAACUUGUGAAGAUAAGACAGAGAUUCUUUAUGCAGAAUGGUGGCAUGCUGCUGAAGCAGAAGUUGUUUUCUCAUAGUGCACCACUGCGGAUAUUCACCUCUAGUGAACUUGACAAAGCGACCAACAGUUUCAGUGAUGACAAUAUCAUUGGUCGAGGUGGGUUUGGGAUCGUGUACAAAGGUAUAUUAUUUGAUCAAAUGGUUGUGGCAAUCAAGAAGGCGCAGCGAGUUGAUCAGAACCAGAUUGAGCAAUUCGUAAACGAGCUGGUCAUUCUUUCACAAGUGAACCACAAGAAUGUGGUCCAGCUAUUAGGCUGUUGUCUUGAAACAGAACUUCCCUUGUUGGUUUAUGAAUUCAUCACCAAUGGGGCCCUUUUCCAUCGUCUUCACAACACAUCUGUCCUGAUUUCAUGGGAGGACCGCCUAAGGAUUGCAGUUGAAACGGCAUCAGCACUUGCAUACUUACACUUGGCUACAAAGGAACCAAUUAUUCACAGAGAUGUCAAGUCAUCAAACAUACUCCUUGAUGAGAACUACACUGCAAAGGUAUCUGAUUUUGGUGCUUCGAGGCCAAUACCGCGCAAUCAGACCCAUGUGACAACUUUAGUGCAGGGGACACUGGGUUAUAUGGAUCCUGAAUAUUUCCAAACAAGCCAGCUAACCGAGAAGAGUGAUGUGUACAGUUUCGGUGUGGUUCUUAUUGAGCUAUUGACAAGACAGAAACCUAUAUAUGAUGGUAAGACGGAUGACGUGAGAAAUCUAGCUUGGCAUUUUGGUAUGUUAUUCUAUCAGAACCAGUUGCUGGAAAUUGUAGAUCCUCAAGUGGCCGAGGAAGCUGGCACAAAGCAUGUUAAAACCGUUGCCCAAUUGGCUUUACGAUGCUUGAGGUUGAAAGGUGAAGAGAGGCCGAGGAUGAUAGAAGUGGCAAUUGAACUUGAAGCUCUGAGAAGGUUGAUGAAACAGCACUCGGUCCAGCAGACUGAAACAGACCCUCUGCUUUGUGAAUCCAAUCAUAAUGCAGACGUGAUCAUUGAAGCAUCAUCGAGGUUGAGCCUUGAUGAUAUUUCCGAGGAAAGCAUGGUGUUGGGCUGUAAAUAGAUUAGUGUCCGUGUGUGUACUGUGAGUUGGCCCAUUAGCUGGCCCAUGUACUAAUAUAUAUGUAAAAGAAGCAGCAAUAGAAAAGGAAGGAAGUUGAAGUUUCCAGAAAACCUUCAUGGUAUCAGAGCAUAAUGUUCCAUCAGCAGUUUGAACUGUUUCUUUCCGUGCAAAUGAGUGUGGUUUAUAUGAUGCAAAUUCUUCACACAUACCC
Oryza brachyantha (malo sina) is the source of this 3442-nucleotide messenger RNA. RefSeq names its product wall-associated receptor kinase 3-like. The transcript is spliced from 3 exons. Bases 1036 to 3231 code for a protein of 731 amino acids. Gene Ontology annotation, biological process: cell surface receptor signaling pathway; protein phosphorylation. Gene Ontology annotation, cellular component: plasma membrane. NCBI's taxonomy places the organism in Eukaryota, Viridiplantae, Streptophyta, Magnoliopsida, Poales, Poaceae. Gene Ontology annotation, molecular function: calcium ion binding; protein serine/threonine kinase activity; ATP binding. The record is from RefSeq and is a predicted model, not a curated record.